This is a messenger RNA of Fusarium falciforme, 396 nucleotides long. RefSeq lists its product as hypothetical. The record is from RefSeq and is a predicted model, not a curated record. NCBI's taxonomy places the organism in Eukaryota, Fungi, Ascomycota, Sordariomycetes, Hypocreales, Nectriaceae. The coding region runs from base 1 to 396 and encodes 131 amino acids. The transcript is spliced from 2 exons. Gene Ontology annotation, cellular component: Ctf18 RFC-like complex. Gene Ontology annotation, biological process: mitotic sister chromatid cohesion.
AUGUCUAGCCAAUCUCGCGGGGUCACCAUCCAACAUACACCCUCUGAGACGAACUACCGUCUCAUCGAGCUUCCCCCAGAGCUCCAGUCCCUCCUCGAAUCCGACUCUGCUCCCGUCCUAACACUGGAAUCAUCUGACACUUCUGCUCUUCUUAAAACCCCCUCCAAGACAUAUGCUCUGCGCCAAAAGAACACCUCUAAUGCCUUCAUGCUCCUCUCCCCCACACCUUCGACUCCGGAGAACCCAGAGCAGGGCAUCUCUAUAGUAUCUACCAUACGAGAGACUGUAGAACUGGAAGUGGUUCCGGAUAAAAGCGCUGGAACUUCAGGCGGAGCUACCAAGAGCCUAGGGGGGGCCAAGGGAAAGUGGCAUGAACGAUUUGGGAGAAACAGGUAA